CGGAUGUAUGUACAAACCACCCGCCGGAGUCCUCGCUCAGUUGCCUCGAACGGAGCUGCCGGAAAUGGUCUUGGGAUACACAGGCUCGACAGGCAGGACAGACCUUAUGGAACCUGGGCUACAACCACCGUCGCCCAUGUUACUGUGUGCUUUAUCAUGCAGACAAGUAGUGAAGGGCCGGCAUCUCCUCCCUCAUGCAGAACACGUUUCCACAACGGAAGCAGUGCGCUUUUGAUUACUAGUGUCCGUACGGUUCAUCCCUGGUUUGUUAGGGCGGAUCCUAAGUAUUUACACAUCUUCCUUCACUUUAACCUUCUUAUAACUAUUCUUUCAUUUUUCUGGUCUUCCUCUUAAUAUAUGUGUUUUAGUUUCUCUUCACUCUACUCCAUUAUUCGUCUUCAUCUUCCCUAUUUUUUCCCCAUCUUUUUUCCAAAAUUUCUUACGUUCAUUGCUUUCCAUCUUUCCAUUGUGUGCCAUGCUAACGGACAAACCAGGGGCUCGAUUGUCAGGUAUCAACUGCCCGUCUUCAGGAACCCCUGCCGUUUAUGGCAGUUUACCCCCUUCGCCUUCCUGUAUCAACUUCGACCGUGCCCUUCCCGAUUCAUUACUCAACUCAUGGACUCUUCGUGCUACUGUUCAGCAGCCACAAAUUCGCCUUCGCGAAUUGACACUUCAAGGUGCCUGCUCUCGAGCCGGAAAACAAUUACGUGGCUGGGCAUUCGUCCUCCGCGCUGUCACUCUCCUUUGCCGAGCUCAGGGCACGCAGUGCGACGAUUCCGUUUCUGAGAAAUGGCCGCUCCUCAAGUCGCUCGACUGAUUAGUCGCAGGACCCAUGCCCUGCCUGGUAGGUCCGCAU
Molecule: messenger RNA, 856 nt
Organism: Parathielavia appendiculata
Lineage: Eukaryota; Fungi; Ascomycota; Sordariomycetes; Sordariales; Chaetomiaceae
Exons: 1
Coding region: 358-786 (142 amino acids)
Source: RefSeq, a predicted model, not a curated record